Saccostrea echinata is the source of this 579-nucleotide messenger RNA. RefSeq lists its product as uncharacterized. Lineage: Eukaryota; Metazoa; Mollusca; Bivalvia; Ostreida; Ostreidae. The transcript has 4 exons. The coding region runs from base 1 to 579 and encodes 192 amino acids. The record is from RefSeq and is a predicted model, not a curated record. Gene Ontology annotation, cellular component: nucleus.
AUGGAAGAAAUGGAUGUACUGUAUGAUAUCAUAGUUGAAAAUCCUUCCAAAAUUAACGAAACAAUAUUCGAGGCUGUCGAAACUCCCCUCGCAGCAUCCACGCCAAAAAGGAAACCUUCCUGGAGCGACUUAGAACAGAGUGUUUUAAUUGAAUUUGUUUCAAAAAAUGAGCAGAAACUUUUUGGAAAGUUUAAAGGACCGGGGAGGGGAAAAGUAGAGAGAGAAGCUGCCUGGGAGGAUGUAGCAAGAGCUGUAAACGAGUUUAAUAUGUAUUUACUUUCGGACAGGAAGGAGGCAUCAAAGCAGUAUGCCAAUUUGAAAGCCAGAGCAAAGGACAAACUGUCCCAAAUUGAAAGACCCAAGACAGGUGGAGGUCCAAAGCCCCCAUCCUCAACCCCUGUUGAGCAAGCCAUUUUGGAUACUUUGGAGGGAAGGCCGUCCUUGCAGGGAUUAGACUCGGGUUUUGAUUCUGGUGAAUUAGAGAAGGAAAGGGAUCAGGUGGAAUCCAUCUCAACAUGCAGCGAGGGUCAAGAUUCAUCUUCAGACUGGUACACCUCAGUGCCACCUCGCUCUAAUUAA